CAUGUCUGGCCGUCAUGGCACUUGCUUACAGCAUGAAAGGAUUCACUUCUGCAGAUUCGCUCCUCCAGACAUUCCAGUAUCCGACUGCUGUUGCUCAAGCCUCUCUCGCGCAAGCUAGCAGCUAUCCUGUACAAGGGCAACCGAUCUUGGCACAGCCUGUGAUGGCUCAGGCGAUUCCCUACAACAACUAUGCAAGAGCCAUCCCUCAGCUUCGCGCUGCUCAGCAGAUUCUGCAGGCGGCGAACGCCUCAGCAAUAGCCCCAGCAGCAGCAGCAGGUGGGGGAAAUCCUCUUGCCAACGCCAUGGCUGCAGGAGGGAGCGCAGCAGCUGGGUCAGGGAUUCAGACUCCUCCAGCAACGCCUCCGCCCAUAUGCCCCGUGGGUGAGAUGCAGUGCAAGAACGUCAAGUGCAUGGGCGACAUUGGCUGCAUCAACGAGUUGCCCGAUGGCUCGUUGAGGUGCGAUUGCCCUCCUCCCCCUCCCCCUCCCCCUCCUCCCGUCUUGGGCAGCAAGGAGUGGCUGGGACAGCAGAAUAACCAGAUGGAGGACGUGGGUGAGGCAGCCGGAGCAGCCGGAGCAAACUUGGCCAUGUACGAGUCAGGCCCUGUGGCAGUUGCGUUGGCGAACUACUUGAAACAAGAAGGAAAGUUGGCUGAGACGUCGGCCAAGAUGCAUGAGCUCCUCCUCAAGGACUUGGAGGCCGUCCAGGAGCAAGAGUCCUCCACCACCACCUCCUCUUCGUCCUCCACAUCAUCAGGCUCCGGAGCAGGAGGUGCGCCGGCAACGUCUUGGCUACCUGAUAAUAUCUUUGGCAUCAAGUUGGGGUAGGCAACAAGACUGAAGUGCUGUAGUUUGAAGACAUUUACAAUACAACAUAGUUUACAAG
This is a messenger RNA of Guillardia theta CCMP2712, 885 nucleotides long. RefSeq lists its product as hypothetical. The coding region runs from base 15 to 827 and encodes 270 amino acids. NCBI's taxonomy places the organism in Eukaryota, Cryptophyceae, Pyrenomonadales, Geminigeraceae. The transcript is spliced from 6 exons. The record is from RefSeq and is a predicted model, not a curated record.